CAUCGCUGCUCCCUUGAUUUCCAUCCGUCCAACCCGCAUCAACGCUACCAUGGCCGACGACGAGCGACAGAUUUCACGACUGUGGAGGGUGAACAGGACCAUUCAUGAGCUUGUCAAGGACAGGGGCUUCCUCGUCGCCGACAAUGAAAUCGACAUGUCCCUCGACCAAUUCAAGCAGGACUUUGCCUCCUCCGGCUCAGUCGACAAAGCCAAGCUCAACUUCUACACUCACCUCACCACCAACCCCGAAGACAAGAUCCUCGUCUACUACGCCGAAGACGCCAAUGUAGGCAUCAAGGCCAUGCGCAACUUCAUCAACACCCUCGAGCUCCAGAACAUCUCACGAGGCAUCCUCAUCUGGUCAGACAAGAUGACCGCCGCUGCUCGCAAGGUCAUCGAUGCCAUGCGCCAGCAGUUCAGGCUCGAGGACUUUGAAGAGGCGUACCUGCUCGUCAACAUCACACAUCAUCACUUGGUGCCCGAGCAUUACGUCAUGUCUGCGGAGGAGAAGAGGGAAUUGUUGCAGAGGUACAGGUUGAAGGAUAGUCAGCUGCCGAGGAUUCAGAUCAACGACCCGGUUGCGAGGUACUUUGGGCUGCAGAGAGGGCAGGUGGUCAAGAUCACCAGACCAUCCGAGACGUCUGGUCGCUACUGCUCGUACCGUAUCUGCAUCUGA
Molecule: messenger RNA, 676 nt
Organism: Jaminaea rosea
Lineage: Eukaryota; Fungi; Basidiomycota; Exobasidiomycetes; Microstromatales
Product: putative 25 kd subunit of DNA-directed RNA polymerases I, II and III
Exons: 4
Coding region: 50-676 (208 amino acids)
Biological process (GO): DNA-templated transcription
Cellular component (GO): RNA polymerase II, core complex; RNA polymerase I complex; RNA polymerase III complex
Molecular function (GO): DNA-directed RNA polymerase activity; DNA binding
Source: RefSeq, a predicted model, not a curated record